GCUUGAAGAUCUAGAGGACGGAUAUAUACGUUGAUGUAAUAACAAACGCUGUAAAAAGGACAGGACAUAACUACAGAUUGCUCUAUCGGAGGAAAGAAAAUAAGGCUUAACACUCAUAUUUCAUACUUUUAACGCAGACGUGAAUAUGGAAAGCAUCUGAAAAAAGGAUAUGGGUGAGCUGUGAUCAUUUGGCGGGGAAACAAAACGCCAAUUAUUGGAGAAGACCACUUGUUAUUAUGCGAAGCAUUAGUCAUCCGGCGACCACACCUAACUCUAUGUAGAAACCUGUAACACUACAUCGCCUUGUGUACACACACCCGGACACACAAUCGCAUUCUCUUCGCUCGUUCAUUUCUCAUCGUGCUGUCUCAGAAGCAAGAAGCCAAGGACCGUUUUCGCGGAGGCACAUUUUUCUCAAGGAAUAUUGGCUCUAUUUCAUUUCAACAUGAUGGAAUAUCAUAAAUCUAUAUCGUUUUUGAGGACUUUCAUCCUUUCCUUUGUUUAUCUUGCCUUAUCCGUGAAAGAAACCCAGUCAUAUUCUAGUGGAGCACCUCUAGACGCCUGUACCACUUUAACACCGGGGCAUGGAUACACCCCUCAAACUUCUACCAGUCCUUUUACGAUUACCCCUCAGUUUCGGAAUUACGGACCGAGUACUCAAAUGCAAGUAAAUCUGACGACCACCAGCGGGAUCUCGUUCAAGGGAUUCAUGGUUCAAGCCCGGGUAGUAGGCACAUCCACACCGGUCGGUAUCUUCAGCGACACCUCAUCAGUAGGACAGAGGAUAAAUUGUCCUGGUGGCUUUGCUAAUACUCUCACUCACAUCAACAACGAUCCUAAGACUUUGGUCUCUGCAAUGUGGACAGGUCCAAGCGACAUCAACGGAGCAGACAUCGAAUUCGUCGGGACUUUCGUUAACCAGAGGGCCAUUUAUUGGACAUUCGUCAGAUCAUUCACGUUGACAGAUGCAUGUAUGCCAUCACCGUGCCAGAAUGAUGGUACCUGCUUUCGAGCUGGUACGGAGGGCUAUCAUUGUAACUGUGCAGGUGGUUUCACUGGAAAAGACUGCUCUGACCAAGCGCCAUGCGCAGAUGAGGUUCUAACAUGUGGCGUCAACCACAAACAAUGUUUACUCAGCGGGGCGAACGAGAACUCGUUUGUUUGUGUGUGUUUGGACGGUACCUUUUCAGUCAAUGCACCGUGCGAUGGUUCGACCAUGGCGCCUCCUACCACUUUACUACCAACAACUUUACUACCAACAACAGAAAUGGUUCACCCAUGUACCUCUAGCCCGUGUCAAAAUGGCGGAAUGUGUCACCUUAACUCUGCUGACGAAGUUCAGUGUUUCUGCACGGCUGGAUAUACCGGUACUAGAUGUGAAAUAGAACCAGAUCCAUGCAGAACGGGACCAUGCCAAAAUGGUGGUGUGUGUAUUAAAGAAGAUGCUUCUUCAUACACAUGUGAAUGUCGGACCAUAUACACAGGUCCACAAUGCCAGUACACAGUCGGUUGUGCCUCAAUUCCAUGUCAAAACAACGGAGUAUGUACCAGUACAGGGAUCUAUGGACAGGGAUACGCAUGCGAUUGUUCUACCAUGUAUUCUGGUACCGAUUGUGAAAUAGAGGUGGACCCCUGUUUGUCUCAGCCGUGUAUGAAUGGAGGAUAUUGCAGCAGACGAGGUGAUAUGACAGGAUACGUAUGCACCUGUUAUGAUGGAUACACAGGUAACAGGUGCGAGACUCCUCCACCACCUACAACCAUGCCACCACCUACAACACCAUCGCAGCCUACCACACAGCCACCAACAACCACACCACCACAGCCUACCACACCACCACCACCACAAACCACACCACCAGUGGUUACUACUACACUAGGUUCUGGAGAAUGUAGCCAAAGCUGUUUGAAUGAUGGAAGCUGUGUUGAUGGUUCGUGUGUAUGCAUCACUGGAUUCAGUGGUCCUCGAUGUGAACAAGACGGGCGACCAUUCUUCACCAACUGCCCCGAGGAUGAAACCUUGACCUUCGUAUUGGACGAAGGAACCAAUGUAGCCUCCGUUGAUUUGGAUCCCAUCACAGCAAGGAACUUCAACCAGGAGACCCUCGACGUCGUCUUCAUCGUCGGACCUGACCUGAACACUGUCACUAGUCUUGAGUUCUCUGAGGCGUAUGCUGAAGGUCAGGUCGUGGUGGCCCAGGCCCAGGAUCAGAAUGGUAGACGGAACUGCAGCUUUGUGAUCAGGCUACAGGAUAAUCAAACGCCAGAGAUCACCUGUCCAGAAGACAUCGUAGAGAUCAGUACAUCCUCUAGUCAACAAAUCACAUGGCCGGAUGCUGAGGUCGAAGACAACGCUGACCCUUCACCCGUAGUGACCUACAUACCUACCCAAGGGUCGAUGUUUGAUACUACAGGAGAGACGGUGUCAAUCAUUGCCCGGGCAACGGACACAUCGUCCAACUACAAGGAGUGUAUCUUUAGGGUCACUGUGCACAUGAGAGACUUUGACUGCGAUCCCUUUCUAACUGUUGAGAAUGCUGAAGUAUCAUGUGAUAACGAUGCCAAUGGACGAGAAUGCCAUGUGUUAUGCAAUACAGGGUUCGUCAAGACAGUGGCCAAUGACAUCAGAUAUACCUGUAUAGCAGACAGUGAGGCCUCAUUCUGGGACCCUUCACCUCGAAGUAUAUGUGCAGAAGCCGAAACUGGGAAUGGAAUCACCAAGACGACUAGCAUAUCCUUCCCUCUCCAGUCAGCCUCCUGCCCGCAAGAGACACCAAACUUCACAUCAUCCAUCGCCACCAACAUCACCAGCACCCUAGAUACGUUCAACCUCUGCUCCGUGGGACCAGCAUCCGCCUGCGGGGAAGGCAGUGUCAGCACAGCAUGUACCACAAACACCGCGCGACGCAGGAGAAGCAGUGAAGUUAUCCUCUCACGAAGGAGAAGAGAUAACAGCGUCCUCUUGGUUGAUAUCAGUGUUUAUUCUCCGGUUGACAGCAAUUCCGAUCGGGGCGAGAUAGAGGAAGAUAUUGAUCAGGUGACGGAUGGUAUUGUGGAUGUGGCAAACAAUGAAGGAUUUGAGCUGACAGUUAAUGGUGAGGUCGUCAACAACGUCCAAUCAGGGACGAGAGUACCGCAGGAGUUUCAGUGGUCAUGUGACAGUGGUAUGGUAUCUUCAAGUUCAGGAUGUGUCCCUUGCCAACCUGGUACCUAUUAUGAUGAGAGCAAAAACGUCUGCUCCUUCUGUUCCAGUGGAACCUACCAAGAUCAAACCAAACAGACCUCCUGUCAGCAAUGCCCUGGUGACUCUUUCACUGAUGCUACUGGAUCUGUCUUAGCUGACUGUUUUGAUCCAUCAGCUUUUCAACUGACACAAACACAGUGGAUCCUGGUGUACAUCGGAUGCAGUCUAGCUGGAGCAUUCAUCCUCCUCAUCCUCGUCACAUUCAUCAUCUGCUGUUGCCGUAGCAAAGAGGAGACACCGAGAAAGGGCAAGGAUGCCACCGAUCAUCUCACCUACCUCAACAGUGCGUUUGAAGACGACGCUAUAAACAACGAUAUGCAUUACACUAAUACAUUAACAAGGAAUGGGUCAACACUACCGAUGAAUGGGCACAGGAGCAAUGGUAAUGGUCCCAGAGGAGGGGAUAACAGAUUGAUUGAGAUUCCUAGUGAUCCUGAAGUCCUCUAUGCUGAAGUUCCUGUGACAUCUUUCAAUGCGAAGGGAUACAAUGACUUUAACAGUAGGUUGUCAACGAAUGGACGAGCAAAUGGACAUGUUAACAGUGUGUCAGCGACUAUUGAUAUGGAUACCAUUCCCCGCCCUCCCACUCUAGGUGCCCCUCCUCCACCUCCUCCGCCCCCUCCAGCAGAAGAUAAACCCAAGCGUAUCCUGACAGAAGAUGAACUUCCACCCCCUCCACCAAACAACCAUCAUUUCAACGGUAUGCCGGGGGAUUCAGCUCCCUCUGGACCCCCUCCUCCACCCCCAAAGGUUCCUGGUGGCCCAACUCAUUCACCACAACUUCGUGGAGGCCCCCCUCCACCACCACCAAAACUUCCUGGUGGCCCCCCUCCACCACCCAACGUUCCUGGAGGAGUUCCUGGAGGAGUUCCUCCCCCUCCACCCCCACCCCCUCUCCCUUCAAUGAAUAGCAACAACAACUCUUACACCAGCUCCCCAUCCGGAAGUACAACAAGUGGAAGAAGUGAUAGGAGGGCUAGGUUUUUGCUGUGAGCAAGUACGGCAAAGCUAAUUAAUGUGAAGAGAUGACUUUGAGAAACAAUGCUUGAUGUACAUUACAAGUAGCACAGCCUUGCAUCUAUAAUACAAGAAUCGAUCAUCUUGCUACAAAGAUAACUGAACUUGUUAACUUUAAAUACAUGUAACAUGUCCUGCAGAAUAUGCUACAGCGGUUAGUUGUUUGAGCACGUCAGCCCAUUCCUGUUGUACUUUAAUGGAAUUGCGAUAAAAGUUUAACUUUGUCAAAUUGCAGAAAAGGCUUUCGAUCGAAAUGCAGCCAAAUAAGAGAACAGAACCCCUCUUUUCAUUGUCAAAAUGAAAAUACUGGAUUUCAGUGUUUCUUCCCAUGAUUAUAUCCUCCAGAAUGCACUAUACUUCCACUUCCUAUGUAUCUUUCUGUUUAUUUGAUAUUCAUACAGAAUCAAUGGGCUUUCAUUAAAAAGGCAAUUACAAGCAAUGUUAAUACACAUACAGCUAAAAAUGUAUACAUUUUUGCAGGUGCUAAAAUGUGUUAUGAACGUAUUUUAUGUUCCUUUCUUUACACUUUUGUAUUAGGUGAUGGUCUUCAUCGACAUGCUCAUGUUACAUAUAUAUAUUUUGACAGUUGUGUACAAAGGCCCUUUAUCUGCCCAUGCACAGAUAGUAUCUCCUAAGCGGCUUAUUGUUCAUGUAUUAGGGAUUAAUGCAAAUUGUUUACUAAAUUAAACAAUAAAAACGAAUUUACAAAAUGAUUUGUAUUCCUUCGUGAAAAAGAUGUGCUUUUCUGCUUUUGUAGAGUAUUAUAACACAGCAUAUCUUAAUUUGAUUUGAUUUUAUACUUUGCAAUAGAAUUAAAAGUAUUUGAUUUAGAAACCAAGGCUCAGUAAUGAUUGUCGCAAUGGACUGCUGGAUACAGAUUUGUCUUUCAUUUUGAUAUUAUUUGAUAAGAAGUCUUGGGUAAAAUAUUUAUGUCAUGUUUUUAAAAUUUAUUUUUUAUAAAACUAGGGGUCAUCAACCAAACUUAUAAACUAAUCAAGAAGAAAGAAGACUGGUUUAAGUCUGCUUAUUUUGCAGGUUUCAUGUUUAUCUAUUAUGUUUAAGUUUUUACCAAAAUCAAGAAUAUAUUCAAAUUUUUGUUUUGUUUUAUUUUUGCUGAAAAAAAGACCAAUGUUCAAUUCAAUUCAAUUCGUUUUCAAAAUACGAAGAGUAAGUCUUUUGUUUUCAGAUUAAAAAUGCACUUUAAUUUUGAGCUGGUCUCGGAAAUUAAGAGAUACUUGAUCAAUGUAAUGAAGCAUGUUUUUACGAAAUGUGGAAGUAAAUAACCUGUACUAUAAUGAUACCAAAAUUCAAAUAAUUAACUAUAAAUCAAUGUAUAAACUGUCAAUUUGCAAAGAUAUGCCAAAGUACUCUUUUCCCAACUUUUGUAUGAUCCUUGAAUGCAGGUUUGUGAUUUGGUUAUGAACAAUGACAUGUUCUUUUCAUUUGUAUGACAUAUGCACAUUAGCCAUGUAAAUAUAUAGAGUAUACCGGUAUAUCAUGGUGCAAAUCUUCUUUUUCCUACAAUUGUACAAUGUUUUGCUUUAUAGCUAAAGUACUGGUGCAUGGGAAAAUGUUAAUAGCUUUUUGAUAAUUUUGUCUCAAGUUUGUAUAUUUUGAAACAUGUAUUCCUUUAUCGUAUCACUUCUGUUACACGUCUUUCAUGAACUAUAUCGCCUCACUGCUUUGUAAAUGUUAUACAAUAGUACCAGUACUUGUAUUUGGUCAGUACUGACUGUGAGUUACUGAAAAGGUUAGUCAUAUAAGAAGAGUAUUUGGGGAGAAUAAUUAGAGAAAAUAAAUUAUGCAUUAAUUCUUGUAAUUGAUGGAAAAUACAUUUUUUGUGUAUGUGUAUAGCAGUAUACAUGCACAGAGGGAGUUAUUAGGCAAGGCCUUUGAUUCAACUUGUAUGCACAUUAUCAACAUCAUAUUU
Molecule: messenger RNA, 6188 nt
Organism: Strongylocentrotus purpuratus (purple sea urchin)
Lineage: Eukaryota; Metazoa; Echinodermata; Echinoidea; Camarodonta; Strongylocentrotidae
Product: sushi, von Willebrand factor type A, EGF and pentraxin domain-containing protein 1
Exons: 16
Coding region: 446-4234 (1262 amino acids)
Biological process (GO): establishment or maintenance of epithelial cell apical/basal polarity; heterophilic cell-cell adhesion
Cellular component (GO): protein-containing complex; plasma membrane
Molecular function (GO): calcium ion binding
Source: RefSeq, a predicted model, not a curated record